Messenger RNA from Penicillium macrosclerotiorum, 606 nucleotides. RefSeq names its product acetyltransferase. Gene Ontology annotation, molecular function: acyltransferase activity, transferring groups other than amino-acyl groups. Lineage: Eukaryota; Fungi; Ascomycota; Eurotiomycetes; Eurotiales; Aspergillaceae. The record is from RefSeq and is a predicted model, not a curated record. The transcript has 2 exons. Bases 1 to 606 code for a protein of 201 amino acids.
AUGGCAUCCUCCGAGAAGACCUUGAAAUUGGAGGUUGCAACUCUCGAGGAUGUUUCGGCGAUCACGGACCUUUGGUUCGCCGCAUUCACAGACCCGGGUCCUCGGUAUCUCUGGCCCGACACCUCCGGAGUGCAUCAGUGGUUGGAGGAUGCCCAUCGUAGUGACCUUCAAAACAAACACUUCCAGCGGUAUAUUAAGAUUGUCGACCCACAAUCUGCCGACUCGCAGGGCCGACCGCGGAUAGUCGCCUUUGCUAAAUGGGACACUUCGAAUCUAGACGAUCGAGGACGUCGGUACCCACCUUGGCAUGAGGACAUGCCUGGUGCAGCCUGUGAAGCUUUCUUCCAGCGAGCAGAUGAUGAAAGACGUCGGGUGAUGGGCGAUAGAAAGCAUUACUAUCUAGAUACGCUGGGAACCCAUCCCGACUACCAGCGUCAAGGACUCGGGUCUAUGCUGGUAAAAUGGGGCUGUGAACUUGCUGACCAGGAUGGGGUAGGCGUAUAUGUGGAUGCGUCUACUGCCGGGGCGUCCUUGUAUAGGAAAUUUGGAUUCGUUGACGAGAGUUUACCAGAUGCGGGUGACUUUGCCUCCAUGGCCCGGCGAUAG